GCGGGCACUUUCUGCAAAACUUGCCUAUAUAUUGUCAUUUAAUAUUUUUGCAAAACAUUCUUUCGUCCGCAGUGUCCACUUUUCGUAUUUGCUUGUAGCUCGCACAAAAACGAUUGAAGGAGACUUGAAAGGACUUUAGCUACAUUCUGACAGAUUGCUCUGGUGGAGUGAAAUUUGUCAAUCAAUUUGCGCGACUCCUCGACAACUCUAGCCUUUGGUUACAACUGAGGGAUUCUAAAACCUGAAAAGAACGGAAUUUUCUUCCCAAGAGAUAUUCAUUUCAACUUGCUGUUCGCAAAUUAUUUCGCAUGAAUCUACUCGACCCCUACCUGAAGAUGACAGACGAACAGGAGAAGUGUCUCUCUGACGCUCCAAGCCCAAGCAUGUCCGACGAUUCGGCUGGUUCGCCCUGUCCAUCAGGGUCCGGCUCUGACACCGAGAACACCCGGCCGUCAGAUAACCAUCUUCUGUGCCCAGAUGGACCUCUCGGAAAGGAGGAGGGAGACAAGUUCCCCGUUUGUAUCAGAGAUGCGGUCUCGCAGGUGCUAAAGGGCUACGACUGGACCCUGGUGCCCAUGCCAGUCCGCGUAAACGGCUCCAGCAAAAGCAAGCCACAUGUCAAGAGACCCAUGAAUGCUUUUAUGGUGUGGGCUCAAGCCGCUCGUAGGAAACUGGCAGACCAAUAUCCGCAUCUUCACAACGCAGAACUCAGCAAAACUCUCGGGAAACUCUGGAGAUUGCUUAACGAAGGAGAGAAGCGUCCAUUCGUGGAAGAGGCUGAGCGUUUGCGAGUUCAGCAUAAGAAAGACCAUCCUGAUUAUAAGUAUCAGCCAAGACGUAGAAAAUCAGUCAAGAACGGACAGAGCGAGUCUGAGGACGGGGAGCAAACCCACAUCUCUCCCAAUGCCAUCUUCAAGGCGCUUCAACAGGCUGAUUCUCCUGCUUCUAGCAUGGGCGAAGUGCAUUCCCCUGGCGAACAUUCAGGUCAGUCUCAGGGACCGCCAACGCCACCCACCACCCCUAAAACGGACCUUCCCAGUGGCAAAGCCGACCUGAAGAGAGAGGGUCGCCCAAUGCAAGAUGGCACCGGCCGCCAGCUCAACAUCGAUUUCAGGGAUGUGGAUAUUGGUGAGCUGAGCAGUGACGUGAUCUCCAACAUCGAGGCCUUCGACGUCAACGAGUUUGACCAGUACCUGCCCCCGCACGGCCACCCGGGGGGGCCUUCUGGAGCUCAGGCCGGCUACACAGGCAGCUACGGCAUCAGCAGCUCCUCCGCCAGCCAGGCAGCCAGUGCAGCGGUCCACGGCUGGAUGUCCAAGCAGCAGCAGCAGCAGCAGCACUCUCUGACCACCCUGGGUGCGGGCGGGGAUCAGGCCCAGGCCCAGGGCCAGCAGAGAACCACCCAGAUCAAGACGGAGCAGCUGAGCCCCAGCCACUACAGCGAGCAGCAGCAGGGUUCCCCCCAGCACGCGGCCUACGGCUCCUUCAACCUGCAGCACUACAGCGCCGCCUCCUACCCCUCCAUCACCCGGGCGCAGUAUGACUAUUCAGACCACCAGGGCGGCGCCAACUCCUACUACAGCCACGCCGCCAGCCAGGGCUCCGGCAUCUACUCCACCUUCAGCUACAUGAGCCCCAGCCAGAGGCCCAUGUACACCCCUAUCGCUGACCCCACGGGGGUGCCCUCCGUUCCCCAGACCCACAGUCCACAGCACUGGGAGCAGCAGCCUGUCUACACACAGCUGUCCAGGCCCUGAGAGCCACAGCUAGGGCUUCCCCCCCCAGCACAGACUGAUCCAGCCCUCCUCCACACCACCCAGAGACUUGCUCCCACCCCGUGGCCUACAGCCACCAUGCCACAUUACCCUUCACCACCAACAGAGAAACAUGACAAGGACUUUUUAUAGUACUGAAAAUAUAUGAAUAUAUAUAUCUUUGGAAUGGCUCACGACAGUGCCUUUUUUUUUUAAUGCUUGGAGUUGUGAUUAUAUUUUUUUUAGAUAUAAUGUAAAGAAACUCUUCUGAAAAGAUCCUCCGUGAGGACAUAUUGGUCAUGAAUAUUUUAGUAUGUACUGUGUAUGUGUUCUGCUCUUUGGUUCGUCGUCAUCUUUACAGGGGAUUUAUACAUUUAUAAUGAGGAAGAGUGCAGCAGGAUAAAGUCCUAUGAAGCCUUACUACUUCUCACUGAUGUAUUUUUGUACAGGAAGUCAGAACGUCCCUUGACCCGACACUGCCGUCUUAUAACACAUUUCUGCUUUGAUCCUCUGUACUGUACAUAUUUUAUUGUAAGAAUUGAGCAAAGUUGGUUCAAAUAGUUUUAGAGGGCCCAGCUGUGUCCCAAGAUAUGACAGUCCAUAUGUGAGUUAGGCAGAUGAAUAUAAUUUGUUGUUGUCGCUUUAGCACAUUAGCUCAAGUUGUUGUGUUGGAGAUGCCAUAGCAGGUGCCAUGUAGAUCUAUCAGGGGCCUUACUAUGUAGCUAGAUGUGACUGAGCAAUGUAUCUAUUCAUCUGAGUAUUGCCUUCAUACCAUUGGUGCCUGUUGCCAGAGUGGAGAAAGAUAGCUCUGUAUGCUAACGUUGCCGUGUAGAAGCCACAGCUGAGUUCUCACUUCCUGCUUGGGGAGCUACAGGAAGUGCCCUUUGACCUGAGUCUCUCCUGCAGGUCUCGGCUGAGUCUGCCGUAACCUUUCUCAUUCCAACAGCCCCUUCCAGUUCUUAACCCUCUUAAUUUAUUCCUUAGCAUUAAUUUUAUUUGAAAAUAAUUACUAUUUGCAAUUUAUCUUUUAAUUCAGCAGCAACUAAUUGAAAUGAAAAGGUUUUCUGCAUAAGGUUUUGCUGUCUUAUGUGGUACAAAUUGUAAGCAUUUUGUUUAUUUAUCAAUUGUAAAUGUUUCGGUUUAAAUGUUCCUUUUUUGAUCUAGUUAUGUACAGAUUACUUAUUAUGAUGAACUUGAUCUUAAAUCUCUAAAAAAUAAACUGGAAGUUUUUAUUUUCAUUCUAACAAAUAUGGAUUAAUGGCUAUUGAAAGUUGUGGCUGCAUUAUAAAGACUUUUAUUCUAUAGAAUCACCAGCAUACUUUUUUGUUUUUGAAAAAAAGUUGUUAUUUUGUUUUCCUAUUCAAUAUCUUAGUUCACAUGUUGACAUGGUCUUAAUGCAAAUGAAUUAUUGUUUCCAUAGGUAAAACAUGCCAUUGUCUUAAAAGAAGCUUAUCUUUUGUAUUAUAUUGUUUGCAAUAAAAAGAAAACAUAUCGAAAAUAAC
This is a messenger RNA of Osmerus eperlanus (European smelt), 3256 nucleotides long. RefSeq names its product transcription factor Sox-9-A-like. Bases 309 to 1757 code for a protein of 482 amino acids. Gene Ontology annotation, cellular component: nucleus. Gene Ontology annotation, molecular function: DNA-binding transcription factor activity, RNA polymerase II-specific; RNA polymerase II cis-regulatory region sequence-specific DNA binding. Gene Ontology annotation, biological process: chondrocyte differentiation; morphogenesis of an epithelium; negative regulation of transcription by RNA polymerase II. The transcript has 3 exons. The record is from RefSeq and is a predicted model, not a curated record. Lineage: Eukaryota; Metazoa; Chordata; Actinopteri; Osmeriformes; Osmeridae.